This is a messenger RNA of Mucor mucedo, 867 nucleotides long. RefSeq lists its product as uncharacterized. Lineage: Eukaryota; Fungi; Mucoromycota; Mucoromycetes; Mucorales; Mucoraceae. The annotation marks the transcript as partial. The record is from RefSeq and is a predicted model, not a curated record. The transcript has a single exon.
GAAGUCAUCCAAAAACUUACCGGACUACCCACCAUGUACACCCGCGCCUCCAUCCUGGAGGCAAAAUACAUCCACCGAUCCCAAUAUCAACCUCCUGACUCCCUACUCGCACAACUACUACCCCGCAUGGCGACAACUACAACCCCAUGGGCCCGACUAAAACGGCAUAACCAACUCUGGCCUCUCCUCAACACAUCAACUCUCCCAACCCACCUACUCCUCCACCAAUUCAUGCUACAACAACUCAGAAAAAAACAACAACCCGGGUUACUCGCAUCCGCUAUACCCGAUAGCUCCUACCCCCACCCCAUCCUACAACACCGCUUCAACAAAUCCACACAAUACCGAAUCAUCCGAUGGCUACGUGGCUGGCUACCCGGUAAACCCAAAUCCUGUCCAUGCAAUGAAGGCACAUUAACACGACAACACAUUAUACACUGCCGAUUAUUCAACACUCCUGAACACCCGGAUGAAAAUUGUACAACAUACUCCCCGCUUAACCUACAACUCUUAACCACCCUACCAUCCCAUCGAAUAGAACCUGCUGAACGCACCAACAUUGCUGAACAUUGGAACCACCGGCCACUCCUCCAACGAACCCUCCUAACCCUUGACUCCAUUGUCCAAGACGCCCCACUACAACUCACACCACCCGAUCAAGACCUCUUCCUCAAAUGGCUUAAUACACCAAUCCCCCCAAACCAAAACCUCACAAACAAAAACAACCAACCAUAUAACCCAUACACCCCAAACCAACAUACAAACCGCCCUAUUUUUUUUUCCUUUCCUCUUUCCUUCUUUUCCACCUCCUCUUUCUAUCUCUCCCCCUCUAAUACUACCCAACGCCAAAGCUACCCACCUUUUUAA